UGAAAAACACCGACAAACAGCUUUUCAAGAAAUAAAUAUUGAUAUUGUAUUAAUUUAUAGUGAAUCGCUUAGUUGCGCGUUUCUCAUAGUUGGAGAUUUGCCAAUUUUCAUGUCCCUCAGAUUUAUCUUGAGAAGAGAUUUUGCAUGUGUGUUGAAGUCGAGUGCUUUUUAUUUUCGCAAUUUCCAUAAGUUUAUUGGAAGAAUGAAACACGUGAAACUUUCGCAAACAGCUGAUUUGAUGCCCACACUGGGUUUAGGAACAUGGCAGGCAUCGCCCGAAGUGAUAGAGUCUACCGUGUACAAAGCACUGGAUUUAGGGUACAGGCAUAUUGAUACCGCUUUCAAUUACAAUAACGAGGAGGCUAUUGGUAAUGCCAUAAAGAAAUGGAUUGAUGAUGGAAAAGGUACGAGGAAGGAUCUGUUUAUCACCACAAAGCUGCCACACGUAGGAAAUCGUGCCUCAGACGUGAAGAAGUUCCUAGACCUGCAGUUAAAGAGACUUCAGAUGGACUAUGUGGACUUGUACUUGAUUCAUGUACCAUUUGGAUUCCAUUGCGACGCAGAGACGCUGACACCUGUAGUAAAUAGCAAUGGGGAAUAUGAUCUGGAUUUGGACACUGACCAUGUUAGCACUUGGAAGGUAAUGGAGUGUUGCCAAAAGGAAGGUCUCAUCCGAAACUUAGGCUUAUCAAACUUCAACGAAGCUCAAAUAGAGAAGAUAAUCGACGAGUCGACGGUAAAGCCGCAGGUUUUGCAGGUGGAGUUACAUGCUUACUUCCAGCAAAUGGACCUGAGGAAGUUCUGCUCAGAUCAUGAUAUUGUAGUCACGGCCUAUGCCCCUUUAGGGAGUCCGGGCGCGAAGGAUCAUUUUGUUAACAAGUAUAAUUAUAGCCCUGAUGCGUUCCCAGAUUUGCUGGGGCAUCCAGAGGUAAAUGAAAUCGCCAAAAGCCAUGAGAAAACGCCUGCUCAAAUAUUGCUUCGGUAUUUAGUCCAACAAAGUGUUGUAGUGAUACCGAAAAGCACCAGCGAUAAAAGGCUUAAGGAAAACGCAUCUUUAUACGAUUUUGAAUUGACGCCUUACGAAAUUAACAAACUGAAGAAAUUGGACCGAGGAGAGGACGGUCGUAUAUUUAAUUUCCUAUUUUGGAAGGGUGUGGAGAACCACCCCGAGUAUCCGUUUAAGUUUUUAACAUUGGCGGCUGACACAAAAUAAUUUCUCAUUUAAAUUUACAUACGCACAGUAGCAGAGGCAUUUCUUGUCCUUAGUGCAUCCUUCUAGUUCUAUGAAUCGUCAUUAAGUAGUCAACGUUAUCGCAUCGUUAUUACAUUUGAUUACUAUCGAAUUAUAAUUUAUGUACGUAGUAAACGAUCAAGUAGGUCAGCAAAUAUUAUGGGUAAUUUACGUUUUCAUAAUUUCACUGCCAAUGUCUAAUUUUCUGAACCUAUAUAAAAAAAAACGUUUAUUUUCAUGCAUUAAAGUAAUUAAUGCAAGCUGCAAAAAAGUUCUGCUAAAAGCUAAACAUGGAAAGCGUAAUGAAAAGGUAAUAUAAUUAAGGUUACUUCGUUUAAGUUCGUAAAAUCAAGAACAGAUUUGCCUCAAAAGUUUUGAAGAAGUUCCAAUCUCAGUCUUAAGCGGCGAUGUCAUGACUAAACUGAAUUAAGUAAGCAGAGGUUAUGGUCGUAUUGAAGCGAAUACGCGUUUUAAUGCGAAUAAGAAAAGAUAAUACCUCAAAAAACAAGAUAGUAGCUUUGAAUAAGCAUCAUAAGUUAUCGAAAAAGCGAUGCUACAAGUAAACGAAUAAGCGGUUAAGACUUUCAGAAAGCGAUAGCUUGGUGAGAUUUAAUGAAAUGCGUUGAAAUAAUCUAUAGAUGCGAAGUCACGCGACCUCGAGACGAACGACAAUAAUUUACAUUUAUAUACAGAAUAACUAUAAAUAAACAGUAACCUGAUUUGCCAACGUUUCGGGUAGCGUGGCAUUAUAGUAAGUGGCGUGGUGUGGCAUGUUGGCAGGUGUCUUGGUUUGGUACAAGAUGGCGUGGCGUGGAUGGUUGGCAUAACAUGUUGUAGGAUAGCUUGGUGCGGUGAUGGAUGGCGUAGCGUGGUAAUGAAUAGCGUGGCGUGUUAACAGGUGUCGAGGCGUAGUACAGGGUGACGUGGUGUGUUGAAGGAUGAGGUAUAGGAUGGCGUGGUGUGGUGUGGUGUGGUGUGGUGAUGGAUGGCGUAACGUGGUAAUGAAUAGCGUGGCGUGUUAACAGGUGUCGUGGCGUAGUACAGGGUGGCGUGGCGUGUUGACGGAUAGCUAUACGUGUUUACGGAUUGCGUGGUCAGGUGACGUAUUUACGUUUUACCCCCAUGAUGUUCUAGUCAAAUAUUACCUCUUCUACUUUAGCUUAAAACUGUUACGCUUACAUUAUCGUAUCUUAAGUUAAGUCAGAGACUCACAAGCUCAGUUUAACUGACGCGAGAAGAUGAAGUCUGAAAGUUGAAUGUGAUUCAAUAUUUUGUUUGUAAAAUUAGAAGAAUUCCUGAGUCGAUUUACGCCUAGUUUAACCAUUCCUAAUAAAUAUACGUAUGACGUAAAUAUAUGAUGUAUAUUGUAUGUAUA
This is a messenger RNA of Pararge aegeria (speckled wood butterfly), 2606 nucleotides long. RefSeq names its product 1,5-anhydro-D-fructose reductase-like. Bases 110 to 1213 code for a protein of 367 amino acids. Gene Ontology annotation, cellular component: cytosol. Lineage: Eukaryota; Metazoa; Arthropoda; Insecta; Lepidoptera; Nymphalidae. The transcript has 7 exons. Gene Ontology annotation, molecular function: aldose reductase (NADPH) activity. The record is from RefSeq and is a predicted model, not a curated record.